Messenger RNA from Cutaneotrichosporon oleaginosum, 632 nucleotides. RefSeq lists its product as uncharacterized. Lineage: Eukaryota; Fungi; Basidiomycota; Tremellomycetes; Trichosporonales; Trichosporonaceae. Gene Ontology annotation, molecular function: fatty acyl-CoA hydrolase activity. The record is from RefSeq and is a predicted model, not a curated record.
CACUCUCCGCACAUCUCUCCUCGUCUUAUCUCACACCAUCCUAACAAUGCCCGACAUGGUCCCGUUUGACGGCGAGGCCGCCGAGAUGGCGGUCGGCUUUCUGCAGCGCACGCCCUUCGCGUCGUCCCUGCACCACGCGCCCAAGCCUGAGGUCAUGGACCCGCUGCCGCCCAUCAACAAGCGCGGCGGGCGGACAGUCGGGCCGGACGGCUGGCGGACGGUAUACUCUGUGGUCGUCACGGAGGACAUGUGCAACCCGCUCGGCAACCUGCACGGCGGCGCUGCGGCAACUCUCAUCGACACCGUGACCAGCGCCUCGAACGCGCUGCUGGGCACCGAAAGCUUCUGGGGCCCGCCUAUGCUCUCGGGAGUUACCCUCACUCUCGACAUGCUCUACUACAACGCGUGUCCGGUCGGGACCAAGGCCAAGCUCACUGUUACGGUCGAGCACAUCGGCGGAUCGCUCGCCAACCUUCGCGGCGAGCUGACCGAUUGGGAGACGGGCAAGCGCUUCGCGUCCGGCACUCACGUCAAGACGUGGCGCGACCUGCGGUCAAAGUUGUAGGGUGUAGGUCGGAGGUUGUAGAAGGAUUGGGCAUGCAUCCAUUGAUACCGGCGAUCGCCGGACCGGG